Messenger RNA from Osmia bicornis bicornis, 1261 nucleotides. RefSeq names its product proteasome assembly chaperone 1 (gene PSMG1). Gene Ontology annotation, cellular component: endoplasmic reticulum. The coding region runs from base 445 to 1167 and encodes 240 amino acids. Gene Ontology annotation, biological process: proteasome core complex assembly. Lineage: Eukaryota; Metazoa; Arthropoda; Insecta; Hymenoptera; Megachilidae. The record is from RefSeq and is a predicted model, not a curated record. Gene Ontology annotation, molecular function: proteasome binding. The transcript has 6 exons.
GCUGCGUUCCCCCACCAUCUUCCAACCUGCGCGUCGCAGUUAUGGACUCUGGUGAACUGCGGUAUACAUAUGUAUAUCACCAGAAUGAUGUAUAGGGUCCAAAUCAACAUGAACCAAAAAGAAUCAUCAUGACAUUUUAUAUUAGACACAUACUUGGGUUUUUAAAAUUAAUAAAGCGAUAGACAAAGGGCUAUUAUUUGAAUGAAAGAUAAUUAUUUGUACAAUUAAUUUAAAAGAUGAUGUAGAGUAAGACAUUGUUGAUAUAAAUACUUUAUUGUAAAAUAUAAUUCUAUGAUAAAAACAUCAAGAAUUUUUAUACUUUUAUACAGAUAUGUAUAAUUGCUGAUUGGCAACGGUUAUCCCGAUACCUUUGAAACAUAAUGACAUGACACAGUAAGAAGAGCAAUAAGCAAUUAACGCUCUCAAUUAAUUUCAUCUAGCAAAAUGGCUAGUUUUUUCGGUGAAGUAGUAUUUCCAGUUUCACGAGCAUUUUGGGAUGACGAAGAGGAAAGUGAACCGACAGGACAACCAAUAUAUCAACCUGAAUUCUUUGUUCGAUGGUUAAAAGAAAAGCCAACUCGAAUCAAUAAAUUAAUUGUAAUUGAAGGCGAAAUAUUAAUCGAUUUCUCAAAGGAAAGUUUGGGUAAAAAUUCGAAAGAAGUAUGUUUUGUAGAAGAUGAUAAACAAAAGAAAGCAUGUACAAUUUAUCAAAUUAAUGAUGAGGUUUAUUUAUGCAUUGUAUCUGAACAUUUUGAUGUCAAAUUUUCAAGUAAGCUUGUGGAUAAAAUGACUGAUAUUUUGUCAAGUGUAGAAAAUACAAUUUGCAUAACAUAUAGACAUAUAUCACAGUUUAAGAAUAAAAACAUACCAGCUGUACCAUCAUUCCUAAGAAUGUUAGUCACAGAGUCUGGUAAUAAUGUUUGCAAGUUAAAAGAACCCUUUCUAGAACAACCAAAUAUUGUAUAUGGAGUUACAGCAGGAGUUUUGUCAUAUGCAGAAUUUAUGGAGUUACCUGCAGUUUUAUACGUUUUAUAUAUAGAUAGUUUUGCAUUGGAUUCUGCAUCUGCAGAACCUCUUAUAAAAUUAUUUGUAGCUUUGAACUGCACACUACAUGAUGUUUCAUUUGCUGGAAAAGACUUUUUUAAUAAAGGCAACCUUUAUAUGUAGAAUUUCAGCUAAUUUUUUUAAUGUAAAAGCUUUAUCAUUUAAUAUUACUGUCAAUAGCAAAUAUUAAAUAUUUACAAUAUUUACAAAAAUUCAA